This is a messenger RNA of Pleuronectes platessa (European plaice), 4266 nucleotides long. It is a transcript of the gene itprid1, whose product is annotated as ITPR interacting domain containing 1. The record is from RefSeq and is a predicted model, not a curated record. NCBI's taxonomy places the organism in Eukaryota, Metazoa, Chordata, Actinopteri, Pleuronectiformes, Pleuronectidae. Bases 115 to 3690 code for a protein of 1191 amino acids. The transcript has 7 exons. Gene Ontology annotation, molecular function: signaling receptor binding.
GGCUGCUGAGGGAAGCUGCAGGUACAAACCAAUGGGAAUCCUCUCUAUUGCGUUGAGGUGCACGUCUCUUAAUGUGUCCUAAUGGUCUUUGUGGGAUUUGGUGGUGCAUGAUGAAUGAUGGAUGUGCUCAACCUGUGGAAGGAUGACCCAGUGGAGCUUCUCUUGGAGCUGGGCUUCGGCCGCGAUGAACCUGGUCUGUCCGGACGCAUUCCCGCUCGAUUCAUCAAUUAUCAGUCUCAGGCGAUAGGGAUAAGUCUCCAGGUGUUCUUGGAGGCCCAGAAGAAUCGACUGGACCUGGAGAACCCAGAUGUGAGCAAUCGUUUUAGAGAACUCGAGGUUCUCCAGAAUGUUACGACAAAAUUCUGUUCCUUGGUGGUGUCAUCAUCCUCCUCCUCUCUGAGAGCACCGGUGGAAAAGCACAUGUCUCCCGAGGCCCGGGAGAGGAGGAGACGCAUCGGCCUUCGGUUCAGACGAGCAUCAAAAAUGUCACUCGGCCAAACCGACAACCAUAAAACCCAGGAAAUAUCUAAACUUACUUUGACCUGUGAUCAAUACACUGCGCCUGAGUCACUGCCACCUCCACCCAGCCUUGGAGAAGAGAAAGUCCCCUUAGAAAGAGUCAAACCUGGACUUCUGGAGAAUGUGAGUCCUCUGGCAGACGGAAAAGGAGCUGGACUAAACCCUCAACUCCAGCCUCAUGUGGUUUCUUUCGACGGCCAAGAGAGAGCACUCAGUCCUGGGCACCUGACGGAAGGUCCCCCCCUGACAGCCAACACCUUUUUAGAGAGACAGAAGAGCCUGGAGCUGGCCAAUGAAUUGUUUGAAGUGGAAGUGGCUCUGCUAGAUCCAUUAGGAAGGAACCCUGGCAGCCAGAGAAGUGAGAUGCUGGACUCUCCCUCUUCUCGCUCCCAACAUAACUCCUCACCUCAUCCACUUUCUCCAUCUCUGAUCUCGUCUGGUGGUGAAAAAUGUCACCUUCCCUCACCCUGUCCUUUACCAGAGCCAUCAAAAUAUUACCCGCCAUGCUCGGAAAUAGAGAUACCAGCAGAUCGGGUUUUGUCCUCACCUGCUUCAUCAUCCAGAUUGGAGUACCUUGAUGUACACCACAGAACUCGCUCCCAGUCACCCACUCUGACUUCUGCUGCCUUAUGUAUCUCUGUCUCCCCUACUGCCUCCUUCAUACAAGCUGACUCUGAAGACAAGAAUGCCCCAUACCCCUACCUCUCUACUCUUCCUCAGGACUUAAAAGACAUAGCAUGCCCUACCUUCACAAGUGUCCCUCCAUCUCCAUCUCCAAAUUUUGAGUGUUCACCUUCUACCCUGAUUGCUAUGCCUUCUACGGAGUCUGACUUCUCCUUUGGGAGCCCAGGGAACACAAAGUCGGAAUGGACUGAGGUCCUGCAUGAAAACCCUCUAGCUGUGACCGGUAGCUUACAUGGUAGCUUAUCAUCUCUGCUUCUCUUUGCCCUUGACGAUUUUCAUUGUCCAUCCUAUUUUGCUUCUUCCCUUCUAACUGAAUCCUUCUCACAGAUUCCAGAAAACCAGUCAAAAGAUUCAGUUUUCUCACACUCGGAUGGAAUAGGUCUCUCUGAAGAACCUACCAAUACACAAAAGGAACAGGAGGAAACAUCCCUUUCUCUCUCCUUUCAAUUAGAAAAGGAGGACGAUAAUUCCUCACAUCCAUCCCUUUCUUUUCUGGACUCCUUUAAGUUUGAACUGUCCAAACUUUCUCGUGAGGCUUUCAUUCCAGUUUGUUUUUCUGCUCUAUCCUCACAAUCACAUCCACACACAGAUCUGAUAGAUCCAGCUCCUGUAAGAAAAUCAGACCUAACAGAGCCGUCCAUCCCCCAUCGGAGCCAAUCAUGUUCUCAUGAUGAUAACACAGACUUUAUUCCAUCCUCUACUGUCCAAGAUGUUAUUUAUGCAAAGAUGGAUCAGCUCUUGUGGGACACAGAGGGGAGCCCACAGAGAAGGAGAAGGGGGAAGACGCAUUCUGACACUGUGCAGACUCAAGAUACCGCAGAUCUGACAGAGGGUUUUCAACUAGCCUCGGAAGAAGUAUGUUACCAAACAGAAAUGGAUCCACAGGUCCUCUCUUAUAGUCUAUGUGAUGAGUUUUCAGCUGAAACCAAACAGGAAGAGUUUAGUGAAGAAAUCAAUGGAACAGAAAGGGAUUCACCAAGACGUUAUUUUGUUUUAAACAAACUUCCAGAAUUACAAAGAAGAACCGAAGUGGAACCAAAUGAUCUUCUCGAAACUGAGGACUUAGAUCUGGUAUUUGAAACCUCUGUAGACGGCUUGGAGGGUGAAAGCGUGGAUGUGGACAAAUUUUUACAGCAGCUUGAAACUGAAGGUCGGGUCUAUUGGGCGGAACCCGUUCAGGUUUGGAGUCCAACCCAUGAGCUCAACGAGUCAAGCGUCUCUGGAGCGGAAUCUCCUGAGAAUUCCUUUUGGCAUAUCGGCUCAGCUGCUCCGGAUUCAACUUCGUCCACAGUCAAAGCUUCAUCUUUACCGCCUUUAUCCUCAGCAACAACGAGCACUGACCAGAACCCAGAAAUAAAAAAACCUGCAUCCUCAGAUACACCCCCCUCCUUGGCUGUAGCUCCGCUCGUAUCCUUGCCUGCGAACUCAGACCUCAAGCUAUCAACCCGCUCAGUGUCUGUUCAGAUGUCUUCAUCUCUGUCUUCUCAUAUUGUCCAGAGGAAGGAUGUUCCUUAUGUCGAUGAAUCUAAACGCACCUCUCCUCUCCCCAGUGUUUUCCCUUUGGACACCUCCAACCCCUUUCGUGCUGUCCAGGUAUGGACAGACGUGCAAAUUCAACGAAAACUCCAGAAGUUAUCACGUCAGGCUUCUCAUACCGUCCCACGUGAGGCGACCAUAACCAUGCAGGCCUCAGAAAUGACACAAAGAUCUACACUGACCUUCUCUUCAUCUCAAUCUUUCCCUCUGAUGUCUACCGACUCUCAGUCUUUUGACAUUUCCCCUGGGGUGACUAAAGAUCAUCGGACUGUGUUAGCCUCUGUGGAUACAGCACUGUGGUCUGAUAAGGAGGAGGAGGUGGACAGGAACGGAAAUAAACAUGAGGAGAUCCUCUGGGAGGGCAAUCAGUCCUUCACCAUGGCUUGCUGCUGCUCCUGUGACGAUCACUGUACCUGCUGUACUCAGAAGACUUACCAUAAACAGCACAGUUCUUUCUCUCUGGGGGAGUUGGAGGAGAUGAUGCUGUGUCUGCAGCACUUUCACUCUGUGCACAGGAACAUGGAGGAGCAGCUGUCUGAGGACCAGGCUUCAGUUUACAGCACUCUCUCUGACCAGGACAGGGAGAAGAUGCAGGACCUCAAGGUGCUGAGACAAGCAGUGAAGCAGGAGGCUGCAGAGCUGGGGACGCAUUUGAAUCUACUUGACCAUCACUGUGGCGACAGCUUGAGAAUGAAGAUGCAAAGACUUCUGGAUGAGCAGUCUCUCUUGUGCUCGCAACUCUUUCUCCCUGGAGCCUUGCGCACACCAUCAGGCCUCGCCCCCAACAGGACGGUCUCCACUCAGUGCUCUCUGCUGCCCUGGACCUCAGCUGAUAUGCAGAGCGACCACAUCUCCUCCUGCAGCACGUGGAACGAGAACUCGCCCAGACACUCUCCCUCUGGAUCUGAGAGUAGCUGCAAGGGCCUGGGCUGUUUCUAUGAACCAAUGUAGUCAAAUGUUGAACCCACUAAUGGAAGACUGACACAGAACGCUUCAGGGAUCAUUGAGUUCAUGGGAGAGACAACAGGAUCAGGUUCAUACGCUGAGAAAAAUAUAACUAAUUACCAAAGCGUGCCAGGGCUCCUGUUUGUUUAAUAAAGUUUGUAACACGAUAAUAAGUCUUUCUAAUAAGUAUGAAUUUGGAGGUUUCGAGGGCCAGAGGUCCAAAGCAUUGAAUUAAACGGAUUGAAACAAACUUACUGGAAAAACACAAACUUAAAAAUACCAGUUUGAUUAAAAAAAAUAACUACCAGAAUGAUAGAAACCAACUUUAACUUUUUGGUUUGGUCUUUGUCCCAACUACUAACAUGAAGGAGGCAGAAUUUAUUACCUAUUCUGUUGCCAACCACAAGGUGGUGAUUGAGACACUUUGGCUUUUGGGGGGCCGGUCAUAUUGUCCAUCUUUAUAUAUACUCUAUGUUAUAAAUAAACACAACACUUUUUAUUUUGAAUAGAGCUAAAUUAUGCUAUAAUUUUUUUUUUUUUUGUUACAUGUCCGGGCAACUGUCUUUUUGGUUAAAUAUCCUA